CCUUCUGCAGCAAACACGCGUUACAUGUAGUGGGGGCGGGGUCAACCUCCGAGCAGCAACUGUUUCUAUAAGAUCUUCGCCCAGAUCUCACAGAAAAUGGAUUUCCCCAUUUCAAUCCCAGUUUUUCAAAACAAUUGGCCUUGCCGAAGCUGCAUUUGAUCAUGCCGGACAACGCCGAAAGCAGAGAUGCCCUCACAGCAAGACAGCUGCCCGAAAUGCAGCUCUCGACGGCAGAGAGCCCUCUAACUGCGCCAAGACUACCUCCGGAUGGAUUGAAUGCGGCGCAGAGAGCGCAACAUAGAUUCUCGGUGAAAGGCAAUGCAAUUAUCACCGGCGGCGCCGGUACCCUCGCCCUCGAAGCCGCGACAGCCCUCCUCGAACACGGCGUCUCAGGCCUCGCCUUGUGGGACCUCAACCCUGACCAAUCCCUCCCCGCCAUCACCGCCAUCCACAAGAAAUUCCCGCACGUUAAGAUCAUCACGGAAGCCGUCGACGUGCGCGACGAAGCAAAAAUCGCCUCCGCCCUCGCCGACACCGUAAAGCUGCUCGGCAGCGUCGACAUCCUGUGCUGCUUCGCCGGCGUUGUCGGCUGCACACACGCCAUCGACAUGGCUGCCGACGAGUGGCGCCGCACCACCGAUAUCAACCUUACAGGCAGCUUUCUCUGCGCGCAGGCGUUUGCGCGUCAGGUCAAGACACAAGGAACGGGUGGCAGCGUCGUAUUCACUGCAAGCAUCUCCGCGCAUCACACCAACUACCCGCAGCCCCAGGCCGCGUAUAACGCAUCCAAGACAGCAAUUCUGAGCCUAACCAAGAGUCUGGCGGCUGAAUGGAGCGGGUUGGGGAUUCGCGUGAAUUCGUUGAGCCCCGGGUAUAUGGAUACGAUACUGAAUGAGGGCGAUGGGCUGAAGAGGGCGAGGGACACGUGGAAUAGUCGGAAUCCCUUUGGGCGGAUGGGGCAUCCGUGGGAGCUGACGGGGCCGUUGGUCAUGCUGGUCAGUGAGGCGGGGCGGUAUGUCAAUGGGACUGAUAUUAUUGUUGAUGGUGGUGCAAUGGUGUUUUAGAGAUGAUGGGAGGUGUAGGAUCGAGCGGUUAGAGGGAUGGCUUGAUGACUGGUAUUUGAACUGAGUGAUGCAUUGGCAUAUAGAGGACAUGAAAAGGAUAGACCGGCUGGUGAGCAUCACUCCUGGCUUGUUAGGAACCAAAUCAAUUGUAACGGGCCCACUCGCCCGUAAAUUCAAAGGAGA
Molecule: messenger RNA, 1247 nt
Organism: Paraphaeosphaeria sporulosa
Lineage: Eukaryota; Fungi; Ascomycota; Dothideomycetes; Pleosporales; Didymosphaeriaceae
Product: NAD(P)-binding protein
Exons: 2
Coding region: 162-1064 (300 amino acids)
Molecular function (GO): oxidoreductase activity, acting on the CH-OH group of donors, NAD or NADP as acceptor
Source: RefSeq, a predicted model, not a curated record